Messenger RNA from Guillardia theta CCMP2712, 843 nucleotides. RefSeq lists its product as hypothetical. NCBI's taxonomy places the organism in Eukaryota, Cryptophyceae, Pyrenomonadales, Geminigeraceae. Bases 1 to 843 code for a protein of 280 amino acids. The record is from RefSeq and is a predicted model, not a curated record. The transcript is spliced from 7 exons. Gene Ontology annotation, biological process: protein phosphorylation. Gene Ontology annotation, molecular function: calmodulin binding; ATP binding; calcium/calmodulin-dependent protein kinase activity. Gene Ontology annotation, cellular component: cytoplasm; neuron projection.
AUGAAUUCUAUACAGUAUUGGGCACUGAAAGAGAUGAUGAAGUCAAAUGUCAAGAAGGAUGAAGAAGAGCAUUUGAAGGAAGAAGUACGUAUUAGCACUAUUGUUGGAUCUCACGACAACAUUGUUUAUCUCAAGGAAUUUGUUGAAAACAAAGAUAGGUAUUACUUGGUACUCGAAUAUCUCUCCGGAGGCGAGCUUUUUGAUCGCAUCGUUGAAGCUGACGGAGGACACUUCACGGAGAAAGAUGCUUCAAGGAUCAUGCAGCAAGUAAUGAGCGCUCUGAAUUACCUUCACGGAAAGAAGAUUGCUCAUCGAGAUUUAAAGCCAGAAAAUUUUCUCCUAGUGGACAAUUCACCAGUGAAGCAGGCGCGAAUCAAAAUAGCAGACUUUGGGUUUGCCUGUAGUGCCGAAGGUCCCAAUAGUUUGCAGGGGCUAUGUGGUUCGCCGGGUUAUGUUGCUCCUGAAGUUCUGAAAGAAAAAGAUGGCUAUGGUCUUCCAGUCGACAUGUGGAGCAUGGGCGUCAUACUAUACAUCCUUCUAACCGGCAUCCCUCCUUUUAAUGGCGAAAGCGACGAAGACAGUCUCGCUCUCACCGUUCGCGGACAUUAUGAAAAAUCGGUUUUUCAUUUAGAAGAUUUGUCUGAGCCCGCAAAGGAUCUUGUGACCAAAAUGUUAACAUACAAUCCAGCGAAGAGAUUGACUGCUGAUGAAGCCUUCAAACAUCCAUGGCUCCGUGGCUCUGCUACAGACAAUCUUCUGAACGUCCAGGAGAACUUGAGAUCAUGGAGAGCACGCAUGAGAUUCAAGAAAGCAAUCAUUGCCACAGUUGCAACGACCAGGUAA